Molecule: messenger RNA, 2286 nt
Organism: Danaus plexippus (monarch butterfly)
Lineage: Eukaryota; Metazoa; Arthropoda; Insecta; Lepidoptera; Nymphalidae
Product: netrin receptor unc-5-like
Exons: 10
Coding region: 142-1758 (538 amino acids)
Biological process (GO): netrin-activated signaling pathway
Cellular component (GO): membrane
Molecular function (GO): netrin receptor activity
Source: RefSeq, a predicted model, not a curated record
CGGAAAUCACGCCAAAACACCAUGGAAUCAGGCGAAAACAUUCAGUGCGUGAUCAACCGUGGGCAGGGGCGGACGUCUCGUCCUCUUAAACAAACAUUUACGAUAAAUUGUUUAGCAUGAGAUGAUUGUUUGGUGAUAGUGAUGAGUGUGCAAAAUGUGAUACGGAUUAUACUGGUGAUGUGUGUUGUUGGAAAAGUUAGAAAUGGAGGUCCGGAACAGACGACGGAAAAAGAGACAAGACCUGAGUACAUACAUCCAGACGGUUUACUUAACUUCGACCCUUAUUUAUCAGACUUUAAACCGGUUGAGGAAGAAGACGAUUACAUUCCACUACCAGAGAACGACGAGACCAUAGACGGUCUGCCGAUAUUUCUCGUAGAACCAAAGAAUUCCUUCGUUCUUCGCAGCAAACCAGCCACUUUGCUGUGCAGGGCUGCCAAUGCUCUGCAGGUUUACUUCAAAUGUAAUGACGUGAGGACGGACAAAACGGUUCAGCUCGAACACGUAGACCCUCAGAACGGAGUGAGAGUGGUGGAAGCCGAACUGAAUAUCACAAGGAAUGAAUUGGAUGAAUAUUUCGGAGGGAAAUACAGUUGUGAGUGUUACGCGUGGAACAGCAAGGGCAGGAUUCGGAGUCAAGGUGUCUUCAUUGAGUUUGCUUAUAUCAAGAAGCAGUUCUCUCAGCAACCUCAGUCAGUGACGGCGGAGGCUGGACGGCAGGUCACUUUCCAUUGCAGCCCUCCCCCGUCAGCACCUCCGGCAACCAUCAAAUGGAUCCGCAAUGGACUCACAAUUGAACCAACCGACGAAACUCUGGUCUUGCCCAGAGUUGGAAUACAGGAUAUGGCAAAUUACACCUGCAUAGCGGAAAAUAUCGCCGGUCGUCGGGAGUCCGAUGUUGCAGUGCUAUCAGUAUACGUCAAUGGCGGUUGGUCUGACUGGAGUCCCUGGAUUCCUUGUCGGUGUGGAUCCCAGACCAGUGGAAGACGGAGGACGAGAACCUGCACGGAACCAGCGCCAGCAAAUGGUGGAGCACCCUGUAGAGGGCAGUCCGCUCAGAGUGACGAUGACUGUCUCAGAUGCCAAAGCGGUUCAUGGUCCGCUUGGAACUCCUGGUCGUCUUGUAGUGAGGAAUGCGUCAGGGUGCGCCGGAGACAAUGUAUCGGUACUUGUUCAGGAUCCACUUUACAACACGCCGCCUGCGUUGACGGUUUAUGCUCAGCUGGUCUCAGGUUAUACAAGAACAACAUGAGCCUUUACGUGGGUAUCGGCAUUACGGUAGCGAUGCUGGCCGCGGGUGCUGCUAUACUGUACGUGUGGUGCCGCUAUCGGACUGUCAGACCGGGAUACAGUGCCGCAAGGACCGGUAUCCCGAAGGUGUACUCCCGCGACAAGGCCGCAGCUCCCGACCUCACUCGGACCUGCAAUGAGUACUGGAUGAGACCAGACAAUCAUUACGACAUGCCGCAGAUGAGAGACAGCUACGCGUCUCCGUUCGGUAACCGCAGUCACCAGCAGUCGUCUGCGGGUAGCAACCACUACGAGAUGAAGCCCUACAGUCCCUCAGCCGAGUCCGCCUCCAGCUGUUACACUAAUUCCCGCACGAUGACGUCACGUUCGAGCGAGUGUUCAUCUCAGUUGGCUGAGCUGGUGACGUCAUCGCCCACUUCCCACUCCAAGGUAGACGUGGCUGUCACCCUACCCCCAGGACCCGCGGAGAGCUAUAGAGAUAAAAUAUGUUUAACUAUAGUUAAAUAAACAUUUAGUUUAGUACAACUAAAACUACUAAAGAUAUUUUUUUGGUUCCGUCUUAUCAUUUUGUCGAUAUAAUUAAUUUGGUAUUCACCUACGUGCUUCUGAAUAUGAUGAUAUCUUUUAUUAAAUUUAUUCGUUUCGUGUCUUGUUUGUACUCGUUGUGUGUAUGUUUUAAUUUAUUUUAGUUUAAUGUAAAACUCGAUGUAUUUUCUAACAAAAAAAAAUUACUUCUAAGUUUCUGUAGUGAUGUUGUAUGUAUUGUUUUAAAUUAAUAGGAUUUAUGAUAGUUAGAGUCAAUAUUAUGAAGCUUUUUAAUGUCGAAUACAAAAGUAUAUAUGAUAAGAAAUGUUCUACAAUAAUACGGUCAUAUAACUUGUUUUGCUGAAGACUGAAUGUAAUUCAACGAGCUCGGGGCUGAUUUUUAAACGCAUUUUGUAACUGCCGAUGUAAUUUAUUUGUAGCGUUGUAUACAAAUGUAAAUAUUGUAUUUAAACUGUGAUAUUUUAUAAUUAAAAGGUUUUAAAGAUGUAA